This is a messenger RNA of Elaeis guineensis (African oil palm), 4276 nucleotides long. RefSeq lists its product as uncharacterized. The record is from RefSeq and is a predicted model, not a curated record. Gene Ontology annotation, molecular function: protein binding. Lineage: Eukaryota; Viridiplantae; Streptophyta; Magnoliopsida; Arecales; Arecaceae.
GCACGGAGUACACCUUCCGAAAUGAAAGGUCCGAAGAAACGUGACCUCCCGCAUACUUGUUGUUUAGAACAACCUCAGGUACCUCCAUUUUUUUUUUCCUCUUUGAGGGAGGUUGAUAAUUAGGACGCUCGCUCUUUGAAUUCUCCCACAUAAGGAAAAUCCUUUACCUUGGGUUGCUUCAUCUCAAAAACAGCUCUCAGAUCCGUCAUUUUCUCAUCAAAAUACCUGAACUCGACACCAUUCUUUCCAAGGUUUCUAAUUGAGCUGCUUGCCAUGGUGCUGGAGACUGUUAUUCUGAGCGGACUUUUGUGAUCUUUAAGACCACAAAAUCACAAACACCCGGUGGAUUUGUGUCGUUUUAUUUUCGGGUGAAAGAAAUACUGGGAUGCGGAGGACGUCUCCAUUGCUUGCCUCCUCACCCGUCUCUUCUUCAGCGAGAGAUGUCGCUGCCUUUCGAACUGAGCGCCGCGUCAUCCUUCCACCAUCUCCUAGAAGGAAUGCUGCAUCAUCCUCUCGUGAAACCACCCCCAAUAAAAACAUCCGGGGUGGAAACCCGCAGUUGGAAAGCCUGAUGAUCGAACGAUGUCGAUCGGAGGCUCUUACAAUCGAAGAUGCGAUCGAUUUGUUUGACACUGCAGCGAGUGCGAGCCCGAAACCCUCCAUCUUCGCCAUCAACGUCCUCCUCAACGCCAUCCGUCGAAUGAAGCAUUACCCCACUGUUCUCUCUCUAUAUAACAAACUAAAUCAAUUGCAAGGAAUCCCGCCCGACAUCCACACAUAUGGAGUCCUUAUCAACUGCUGCUGUCGCAUGACUUGGGUGGAUUUGGGCUUCGGUGUCUUUGGGGACCUCCUGAAACGCGGCCAUGUCCCCAACGCCAGAAUCUUCAACUCUCUUGUUGAUGGUCUCUGCUCCGAGAAGAGGGUAAGCGAAGCAGCCACGAUGUUCGAUAAAAUGUCUCUGAUGGGAUGUCAACCUGAUGUGUUCUCAUACAGUGCUCUCAUCAAGGGGCUGUGCAGCGCUGGUAGAAUGGGCUUGGCACUGGAGCUGCAUCAGAAAAUGGCCACCUUGGGAGGUUGUUGCAAGCCCGAUGUGGUUACAUAUGACAUAAUUAUCGAUUACCUUUGCAAAGAAGGAGCUGUGGACAAGGCUCUCAAACUGAUCGAUGAAAUGACUCAUGCUGGUGUUGCCCCGGAUGUUCACAUUUACAACCGCAUUAUUCAUGGGCAUUCGACUUUAGGCUGCUGGAAAGAGGCAAUCAAUAUUUUCAAGGAAAUGGUCGAUCGAGGCCUUUCGCCGAAUGUGGUGACAUUCAGCGUGCUGAUGGAUUCACUUUGCAAGCAUAAAAAGACUGCAGAAGCUCAUAAACUACUUGAUUUGAUGCAUGAAAGAGGUGAAAAACCUAAUGUAAUCUCGUAUACUACAUUGGUGCAAGGAUAUUGUCAGGAGAGACGUCUCAUAGAUGCAAGGAAAGUCUUUGAUUCCAUGUUAGAUAAAGGUCUUUCUCCUGAUGGUCAUGCAUACUCCAUCUUGAUUAAUGGAUUCGUCAAGAAUCGAAGAAUGGAUGAGGCUGUGAAGCUAUUCAAGCAGAUGCAACAACAAGGAGUGAAGCCCAGUGUGGUUACCUAUAAUUCUUUACUAGAUGGACUAUGCGACCUUGGAAGAGUGGAGGAUGUUAGAGGCCUUCUUGAUGAGAUGAUGGGUCAUGGCAUACAUCCAGAUGUCAUCACCUAUAAUUCUAUAAUAUGUGGGUUUUGUAGAUUGGGGAAGUGGAAAGAAGCUUUGCAUUUUCUUAAUGAGAUGAUGGAGCGGGGAAUUGAUCCUAACAUUGUGACACUCAAUUCAUUAAUCGAUGUCUUGUGUAAAGAAGGAAAGGUUCAAGAGGUACAUAGAUUAUUGGAAACAAUGAUUAGUGGGGGCAUGGAGCCUGAUGUUGUUAAUUAUAAUACGCUAAUCGAUGGUUAUUUUUUGGUAGGGCGAAUGAAUGAUGCAGUGAGAGUUUAUGAUUCAAUGGUUUCAAAAGGCCCUAAGCCCAAUGCUGUGACAUACAAUAUAUUAAUUGAUGGAUAUUGCAAAAGAUGGAGGAUUGAUAAGGCUCUAAGUCUCUUUAAUGCAAUGCCUCAUAAUGGCGUGCAGCAUACAACAGCUGUAUACAGCACCAUAUUAGCUGGAAUGUAUCGUGUCGGUAUGGUUACUGAUGCUGAAAAAUUCUUUGACAAGAUGCUGGCUGCUGGUGUAUGUCCAAACCUUUACACAUACAACAUAAUCUUGCAUGGGCUUUGCAAAAACCAGUGUGUUGAUAAAGCUAUGAAGCUACUUCAAGAUGCAUUAUCAUCUGAUGUUAGCCUCAACAUUAUCUCUUUCAACACCAUAAUUGGUGGUUUGUUUAAAUCUGGUAAGAUUAAUGAAGCCAAAAAUCUCUUCAGUACAAUCCUUACCAAAGAUUUGAAGCCGACUGUUGUUACAUAUAGAAUAAUGGUGAAAGGACUAAUAAAGGAAGGGUUGUUUGAUGAGGCUGAUUAUUUGCUCUUGCACAUGGAGAACAGUGGUUAUCCUGCAGAUUCUGUAAUCUUCAAUGCCAUGGUUCGUGGUUUGCUGGAGAAAGAUAAGAUAGAAAAGGCAACGGAAAUUAUUAGAAAAAUGAAUGAGAAAAGCUUCUCUUUUGAGGCAUCAACUGCUUCUCAGAUAUUCGAGGUGUUAUCAAAGAAUGGACAAUAUCAUGAUUAUCUGAAGUUGUUUCCAGAUCUUUCCGAGCACUGUGCAAAGUGAAUGAAGUCACCAUGAAUUGUUAAUAUGAGUUUGCUAAUAAUUGUGUAACAAAUGGAUAUUUCAACUACAUUGGCUUUUCUGUGAGAUCUGAUUCUAUCGCAUGUGUCGACAGACUAUUAAAUAAAAUUUAACCUCGACUGCCAGAUCCAGCCGUUUUAGGAACUAUGAUUCCAGAAACAGAUUUUGUAUGUCCAUGGACCUACUCCAAUGGUGUUGUCAGGGAACUGGAGGCAUUAUGGUUAUGGGAAGGGCUGUGCCGAAUGAUUGUCUUCUGCCUUGGACAUCGACAUUGCGAUGGCCACCAUAGAGUUCUAUAUGUUCUUUGAAGAUAACGGUAGAAUUGUCGUGAAUCUGAAGGGUGAAAUGCAGAAGUCUGCUAUCACUGAACUUAUUGGAAGGAUUGUGCUGAUAAUUGGUAUGGAUUGCAGCUCACAUUUGCAUCCAGUGUGACAAGCAAUGAGAAUCCAAAUUCAUGCAGACAUUCUAGAUUGCGAGUUUGGUAUAACAGGCACCUUCAGUUGUAGUGAUGACAUAGGCCACUGGUUGUGAUCAGUUAAGGUUUGGCCUUAUUUAUACUUAUUAUCUUGGUUCAGUUUCAGCUGUUGAUGGUUGUUCAGACUAUUCCUGUUUAUGCUUUUACUAUUCAUCUCCUUUACCAUGGUGCAAUACUGUUUAUUUCCUUUACUGUACUGUGCUGUGCUGUAGUAUUGUUUACUUCCUUUACUAUAAAGUAUUGUUUACUUCCUUUACUAUAAACUACAAAUUAUGGUUUCAUCUUGUCUGCCACUGUCACUUACUAUAUAUGCUAAAAUGUGAUGAUAACCUUAGCAUUUUAUUGACAAUGAUAGUUUUCCUGCUAUGUGUUCACCAACUUUCCAAGUUUGCUAACUAGGGAAUCUUGAGUUGAGACCUUAUGUAAAAUGAUAAUGCUGCUAAAUUUUUCCUGAUUGAACAAUUUUGAUGCUUAUCUGUAACAAAAGUUGUUAAUAUAGCAUUAUUUCUUAGCCUAUUAUAAAUGGCUUUAUGUAGGAAAGAUUGUUCCAUGAGGCUAAUAUUUACUUUUGCUCUCUUGUAUAAUACUAUUAUUUGUAGGUUGCUGGAAAAAUGAGAUAUGGCCACAUAUAUUGUUCAAAAAAAAAAUGGAGCAAAGAUUUUCUCUCAAAGAUGUUUGGCAGGGAACAAUUUGAAGAUGCCAUGAAAUCUUCUGCAGUGACUACCUGUCAAUGGAAAGUCUUGCAAAACCGGCUGCCUUGUUAAACAUCACCUUAUUGGACACAUUAUUGGGAUUGCCAGGGGGGGAAGUCCUGAUCUAGAGGAGGUCAUGGCUGUUAUUGUCAACUUGCAAUUAUGAUGGGAUCUACAUGUACUUUGAAGGCAUGCCUGCAAAGAGGUAGUGGAGUGUUGCUAAACUUAUCACGAAGAAAAAUCAGAAGCUUUGGCAAAGAAUUGCUACUCACAAUUGUAUCCAGAGCAACUAAUUAAUGGCAAUCGUGAUCCAGAUUCACUGCA